This is a messenger RNA of Suillus paluster, 1140 nucleotides long. RefSeq lists its product as uncharacterized. The annotation marks the transcript as partial. The transcript is spliced from 5 exons. The record is from RefSeq and is a predicted model, not a curated record. Lineage: Eukaryota; Fungi; Basidiomycota; Agaricomycetes; Boletales; Suillaceae.
CGUGCACGUCGACCCCAGGUCAAGAUGUCUAAGGAAGUACGUCAGCAGUUAAUGCAAUGCAGGCACACCAAGCGCCUUGACGAAGAACAAGAAAUUCAAGCCAUUCUCAACUACAUUAAUGUGAAGGCCACUGAAUUGGCCUCGAAGUUCAAACAGCCACACCAUCAGUAUCUUGAAUGCUUUUCACUUGGCUUGACGAUUCACCAGUGCAAACACCACAAGACGAGUGCAUGGCACACCUUUAUGCACUUCAAAGGUCUAAAGAGUAAUGAAGGCAAGGGCUUCAAUGAGAAGUCGAAUGUUGCAGACUUAGUCCAGCACACUGCAGAAUACCAUGACCUCACAGAUGCAGAUAAGGCAAAGCUUGUAGCCGAGUUUAACACCAUCAAAAAAGGAGCUAGUAGCCAUCCUCCAAACAUAACCGCUCGGAUGUGUGCGGCUGAAUGUGGUUGUAGUUUUCAGUACGUCAAAGAAGAGCUCGAGGCUCUCAAACUGCGUGUCGGUAUUGAAGCGAUGGUCUUCAUGGUCCGAGGCAUUUCAGAUUUUACCAUGGCGCCCAAAGCAUUUUUUACAAGUCCUGCAGCCAAGCAAUUUGUUCGCUUGUACUUGCGCAAGGACAUUGCUCAGUUGGCUACUGACUUUGAAAGUACAAUACUUGCCAGCACAUCCACCAAUCACCAUGAUCGUGUGGCUAAGGCUAAAACAGCUAUCAGAAUGGGUCUUCGUGCCUUGCUAUGCGAGGUAACUAAUGACCUCUCCAUGACAAUGGAGUUCACACAGUAUCACAACCUUGUCCGCUGUCAUCAGGUCAAGCUCAUUGGUUGGACUCACCCACAGUGGGCAAAUCCAUCAGAUUUAAAGGGCGGCAUAGAGGGCCUUGAGAAUCUUGUGAGUGCCAUUGAGAGUGGCACAUGCCGUUUUGUUCCGAUCUCAAGUGAAGAGCUUGAAGAUCGUUUACGACGCGUGAAGAAUGGAGAGAAGCUCACCCCCGAGGUUGAGCCCCCCAUGCCCAUUGAACCACCCUGCAACUCAUUGCCUGACGUAGUCCAACUGUCUGCUGAAACUGACUCAACCCUAUCUUCGCCCUUAACUGCAGAGUCUACCCCCAUCAAUCAUUCACUUGCGCAUUCCCCAACUUCA